UACACAUGUAGUUUGACUCCUGGGGUCUUCAGCAACAGAGCUGGGCCGGUACCGGUGCGCGUGCCCUCACUGAGUCUGCGCGUUCCCGCGGCCUGUAGGAGGUCCAAUAUAACGGAGCCAAAGAUCAUCAUCACCAUCAUCAUCAUCAUCCCAGAGGAAAGGCCCAGAGAGUACAUGCCCGACACGCCUCAUCCGGAGCGGAAAGAUGAGUUUACGAGUCUGAUCUCAAACGUGUACCGUGUUCGAUUCGGGGAUUUGAGUGCAGAUCCAGAGGUUCGGCCGCCUGUCGGUUCGACUGCGUGACUCCAGCAACAUGCGUGUGUGUAACUGAAGCGCAUGCAUCCGAUCAGGACACGGACUCUCGGAACCGAGUCAAGCCGUGGAGCAGACGAUCCAAAGCUCACGGGUUCACCGAUCAUCCUCAUUCGCUACAUGUGACCGAACCGAACCGUCCGAACCCAUCUGCAGCUUCACCAGCGGGCUGCGCGUUAGCACGGCAGGACAGUACAGUAUGGCUCCCCAUCUGGACGCGGCCCGCAAAUUGUUCUGGAUCUUAAUGAAGUCGCUGCUCCGUUUCUCCUUCAUGUUUGUCAAUAACUGUGUUGCGAUCCCAUCCUACUGCCUCUACCUGAUAGUCCUGCAGCCUUUAAGACUUCUAGAUGCCUCGACGUUCUGGUACAUCGAAGGGGUCAUGUUCAGGUGGUUACUGGCCAUGGUGGCGUCUUGGGGCUGGUGUGCGGGUUACACAGUGACAGAAUGGGGUGAUGAUGUGAGACCAAUGUCUGAAGAUGAGGCCAUGGUUAUAGUCAACCAUCAAGCUACAGGAGACGUGUGCACCCUAAUGAUGUGCUUGCAGGACAAGGGCACGGUUGUACGAAAGAUGAUGUGGUUGAUGGACCAUGUUUUUAAAUAUACCAAUUUUGGGGUUGUGUCCCUGAUUCAUGGAGAUUUCUUCAUCAGACAGGGCAAAGCACAUCGAGAAAAGCAGCUAGUUUACCUGAAGGAUCACCUAGACAAGUAUUACUACAGCAGAGACAGGAAGUGGAUUGUGCUGUUUCCUGAGGGUGGCUUCCUAAGAAAGAGGCGAGAGACAAGUCAAUCUUUUGCCAAAAAGAAUGACUUGCCUUACUUGACUCACGUAACACUGCCACGGCUGGGCGCCACACAGAUUAUCCUGAAGACCUUAGGACCCCAGCAGGAAAACGGCAUCCUGGGAACAGACGGAAGUCCCCCAGGUCAAAGUAACAAAGCAAAAGGGCUACAGUGGGUAAUAGACGUGACUGUAGCCUACCCUAAUGCAAGACCCAUGGACAUUCAGACAUGGAUUUUUGGUUACAGAGAUCCAACAGUCACACAUGUACACUACAGGACAUACCCUAUAAAGGACGUCCCAGUAGAAUCAGAAGCGCUAACAGACUGGCUAUAUGAGCGAUUUGUGGAAAAGGAGAAACUUCUGGCUCACUUCUACAAGACAGGAGCCUUCCCUCCACUAGCUGGCCAAAAAGAGGUGACCUCUCGAAACAUGACCCUUGACAACGUUUGGCUGUUUUUCGUUCAAACGUUCGCCUUCGCCUCAGGCUACAUGUGGUACAGCAUUCUACAUCACAUCUACUGCUGGUUCUUCUGACCGCUCUGAGGAGACCGUAACGCGCAGGAUGGAGGAGAGAAACGCCAGAGACCAAGAGCCCCGAUUGCCAUUCUCCUCUGCCGGAUGGUUGAAUGUACCCCGCAGGACGACUCGAGUUGCCGUAUCCGAUCGCGGUCCCCAUCCUUACGUCGGUCGGCAGACAGACACAUCCACCCGAUCCCAGCUGCCCAUGCAGACAUGCAUUUAUCCUUUAGAUUUGCGUAGAACCAGUUCAACAUGUUUACACAUGCGUGCUCACAAGCAGAGAAAAUUAUGCACAUCUAAAUGUUUACCCAUGCACAUGUGGACACACCUCUGUUCUGUUUUUUUUUUUUUUUUUUUUUUUUUUUUUUUUUACAUUUUUACUUACAAUCAAAAUUAGGCUCAGGAAUAAGCCAGAGAUAGAUCUGUCACGUCCUCUUAUUUCUCUCAUGUCCUUCCACGUGAGCUUUCCCCCCUCCUUUUUAUUGUUAACUCCCAAACAGGACGACUGAAUUAUAAAUUUUUUUCAGAGACUUCUGUCCUCUUUGGAAGAGCCACCUCUGGCCUUCAUUGCACUAUGAAUCCUCGUCGCCCCCCAACGGAAGACCCUCGGUGUGUGCUGCCCUCAUGUCAUUUCUUCCUCUUGGCCGUUUCGUCUCGUUGACUGGAUGCUGUUUUCUGUGUAUUGUCAGUAUUGAAAGACAGUAGGACGAUCGUGAUGUUUACACUGACUGAAGGGGGAUUCGGUUUCGAUGGGGGGGAAAAAUUCAAACCUGGUUCUUGUUUUUAAACAAGGAGACUGCGUCCUCUGGAGAACUUUACACAAUCAACGCCAUACAGACACAUCCAAGCGCACCACAUGACUGCCACACGACCGAUUCGAUAGGACAAUUACCCCUCACCUCCAAAGUUUUACAAAUAUUAAGCCAUAUGCUUAUCUUGGGGUCAAUGGGGGCGGACAUUCUACUGACUGAACUUUUGUGUUUGUUCAUUGUCCUAAAAAAGAUUUUAAUUUGUUGUUUUGGGUUUUUUUUUUUGAGUCUCAAACUGGUCUCAUUUCUGUAAAUGUGACAGCAUAACCUGCCUGUGUGAUUGUGUGUGACUGCCCGUUUCGUUUUUCUAUUUUUUAGAUGCACAUACUGUCUGGUAGCUUCAUGUUAUAUCAGAGUGUUGGCAAAUAUCUGUUUAAUAGUUGAAAUUUUACUUUCGUUUUCCUCAUUCUGUGGUUAAUCUUGUACAGGAAGGAGUCUGAGCUUCGGACGCUCUCGGCGUUUUUACUUCUGAAAUAUCAUGAAUGUUUAGGAAAGACGGAGAAAAAGCAGCAAGGAGCUUCUGUCCCGGCAGGUAUCAGUAUCUGAGCGUCACCUCGUCAGCCGUUUACCGCGGUGAUCGCGUGGGCGCGAUUCUGUUCAUCAAAAGAAACCGUCGUAAAACUGCUGCCACGCGGAAGGCAUCAGAGGCGUAGACUCAGCUUUGUGCCGAAAAUAUUUUAGACUAGCUUUAGACUAUCUUGAGGAACAUGGAAACGUUAUCCUCAAGCUUGAGACAAAAUUGCGUAUUUCAUGUGUGAAAUUACGUCUGUUUGCGUCUGUCGGUGGGGAAGAAUGCCGUGAGUCCGUCUACGUGUGCUCCUCAUGUCGAAAGGUAAAACAUAGAAGCAAGGUCCAGCAAUAAUGUACUCAAAUGCCCACGUUGUGGCGUAAAGAAACGAUGCUUAGAUGUACAAAUUAGACAUUUGUAGUUGAAAACAUUGCACCGUAAUUGUCAUCCCCCUCCCCCUUUAACCGAAGCCAUGUCAUCUGUGAAAGUGAACUUUGUUUCUAAUAGCUUGCCAGAUUGAAAUGUGAAUGACGCCAGAAGACUAAAGCCAAGUUAGAUGCGGACUGCAUUCAGAGCAGGCUACGUCACCGUGAAUUUCACCCCGAGGAUCUCAGGCGACCUGGGGUUCCUCGUCUCGUUCUUGCUGUCUGUCAGAUUGAGACGUAACAUUGUUUUCCUAAGUAUGGUUUUAUGUUUUAAAAAAAAGUGUGAGAUAUAUCUAUAUAUUAGCAGUUUAACCAAAUUACAAUAGAAUGGUCCAUAAUUUUCAUUUUGUACUCCUGUUUCUCUCUUCCUAGCUACCCAGCCAUUUUACAACACAAAUUAAUUGUGCUGGAAUAAAAAUCAUGCGCAGCAGUGAACCACA
Messenger RNA from Labeo rohita (rohu), 3794 nucleotides. RefSeq names its product lysophosphatidylglycerol acyltransferase 1 (gene lpgat1). The record is from RefSeq and is a predicted model, not a curated record. Bases 512 to 1627 code for a protein of 371 amino acids. Gene Ontology annotation, cellular component: endomembrane system. NCBI's taxonomy places the organism in Eukaryota, Metazoa, Chordata, Actinopteri, Cypriniformes, Cyprinidae. Gene Ontology annotation, molecular function: acyltransferase activity. The transcript is spliced from 8 exons.